CUGGUCUGUGCCUGUGUCAGUCAGAGGGAGGGGUGCACCACUAAUUUCUAUAUGCCUGUAUGUCAAUUGAAGAGCCAGAUUGGGUUCUCGUGCGGCGCUGUCAGUAGCAGCAGCAAACCUCACUGGACGUCAACAGCCUCGGUCUGGGAUUUCUACACGUAACUGGAGACGCUCGAGACGUGCGUCUACCUGCUCACACUGAACCUUUGGAUAUCGCUGCUACUUAAAACGCAUCCGCACGCUUCAGCCUCGUGGUUUUUUGCUUUUGAAGUGAACUGCGGUGUGUCUGAACUGCACGCCCAAGGAAAGACUCAUCACCAAAGUUUAAAGAAGACUUUACAACUUUGGAGUUACAUGUAGCCUACUAAGUGAACAUUGCGGUGAGUUCACUUGGUUUAUCAUCUGACAGAAGCGGAAUAUUCCUUGUGGGAAAACUUCAGACAAGGCUUUAAAAAAAAACAUGUUCAGCAAGUGCUACGUUGUGUUAUUGAAUGUUCUUUUUUUGGUGCGGGUGCUUUCGGCUAUUGAGUGCUCGCCGUGUAAUCUCCGGACUUGUUCUGUCAAAGCCCCGCACGGCUGCGAAGGUGGCCGGACCUUGGCCAGGGAUCCGUGCGGAUGCUGUGACCACUGUGCCCGGCUGGAGUGGGAGCCAUGCGGCGGACAGGACUGGGCGCACGGCUACUGCGCCCUGGGACUGACCUGCGCCUCUGUUAACAAAACAGGAGCAGCCACAAUCCCUGAAACUGGAGUAUGUAAAGUGCUCCCUGAUCAUCCAGAGGCUGGCCUGGAGGACGAGCACUGUCCCCUGAUGACAGGCUGCGAUAGAGCUGGAGGUCAGUGUGUGUGCGAUGCCCGUCACUCCUGCUUGGGCUCUUUCACCUACCCAGAUCAAGAAACCUGCAUGAAAGCCAGUAAGUCAGAUGUUCGCAGGCACGAGCACCUGGAAAGACACAAAGAGAAGUAUGUGGGACCAUCCAACCGGGCCUGCAUGUUCUCUGGGUGUAACCUGACCGCCGAGGGCUGUGUGUGCGAGUCUCAGAGCUGCCACCACCACUUUGCCUACAUCAACCGCAGCCAGUGCCAGGAAGCCGCAGAAGAACUGAGGUGUGCCGGACUGACGUGUCCCACUCUGCAGGUGCCCUCCUGCCCUAAGGGUUCAGUCCUGACCAAGAGUUACACGCCCCCUACUGGUUGCUGCCCCUCCAUACCGCCCCAGUGCACUUGCGACCUCCGUGCCUGCCGCAAGCCCCAGUGCCCAAGCGGACAGCGCGCCGUGCCACUCAGCCAGGCCAGCGGCCAGCCAGGAGACUGCUGUGAUGUCUUUGAAUGCCAGAAAGUCUCUCCCAGGUGUGUCCACAAUGGGAAGGAGUUUUCCGAGGGUGAGGUGUACCGCAUGGACCCCUGCUGGCUGUGUCAGUGCCGUGGAGGAAUCUCCUUCUGCUCCAAGGCAGAGUGCGCUGAGCUGGAAUGUGAAAACUUCUACAUUCCUGAGGGCGAGUGUUGCCCUGUCUGCAUAGAUGUGGAGUUAUUGUCAAUGGAUAGCACUAAGGCCAGUUGCUGGGUGAAUAAUAAGCUGCGGGGCCAUGAGGAGCAGUGGAAAGAGGACGAUUGCACCUUCUGCCAGUGUGUGGACGGAGAACCACACUGCACAGCCAUGGCCUGCAAACAGAGCUGCCAAUACCCUGUCAAGAUCCCGGGAGAGUGCUGUCCCUUCUGUGAAGAGCCUUCUUACGAAACAGUUAGCCCCAUGCUAUGCCCUCCUCUGGUAAACUGCUCCUUGUCAGGGAAUGACUGCCUCUACGGCUUCCAACAGGACAGAAAUGGAUGUCUGCUCUGCCAGUGUCUCAAUAAUGACUCCUGCCCUGACCUGGGAAAAUACUGUUCACUGCAAUGCCCAAUGGGCUACAAGAAGGAUGAUUUUGGCUGUGAUGUGUGUGAGUGCAGCAUACCCGUGCAAAGGUGCCGACCUUUGACCUGCACUAAGACCUGCCCCUAUGGAUAUGUGAGAAACAAGCAUGGGUGUGAGAUGUGUCGCUGUGUCAAGUGUCCUCCCUUCACCUGUGGCAAGCAGUGCAUCGACGGCUAUCGACAGAACAGAAAGGGCUGCUCCAUCUGCAUGUGUAAAGAAAGCGGCCAUGUCCCAAGCACCACUCCCCCGGCCCCGAUGCCCAGCUAUUGCCUCACCUCCAAUGGACACCGAUAUGAGGAAGGUGAUGGCUGGCACGACGGUUGUCGUGACUGCUACUGCCACUCUAGAAGGGAGAUGUGUGUGCUCAUUUCCUGCCCCGUACCCAGAUGUUCUCACCCAGUUGUAAGACCUGACCAGUGUUGUCCUACAUGUGAGGAUGAUUCAGGCAGCGGUCUGCCAGAGGGGAUGGACAUGGUGGUGUGCAGAGCACCUGGGGGGGAAUUCUAUGUGGAGGGGGAGACCUGGAACCUGGACGAGUGCACAAGGUGCACCUGCAGGAAGGGACGUGUCCUGUGCGACACUGAAGUGUGUCCACCGGCUCUCUGCCAGACACCAAUCAGAAACAAGAACACCUGUUGCCACGUAUGCCCAGAGGAGACACUAAGCCCCUUGCUGCCAGUGAACAACAGCCAGCAGGAGUACUGCAUAACCAGCGAUGGAGACGUGCUACUGGCUGGGGACUCCUGGAAGGCCAACGCCUGCACCAGCUGCACCUGCAACAACGGCACCAUUCAGUGUUUCUCUCAGCGCUGUCCGGCUGCCAACUGCAGGGUUCCCGUCUUACGCAAGGGCCAGUGCUGCCCACACUGUCUCGAAAUUACAACGUCAGUGCCAGUGAUAGUGUCUACCAACGCCCCCAAGACAAUGGUCCCUAUUACAGUGGAGAGUGCAGUGUGGAUGACCACAGUCACUGUACCACCUAUCAUUGCUGAGACAGAUGAGUCAGGUUUAGGUGAGAAUUACCCCAGCCAAACAGAGAUGGCCGUCAUCUACCAAUCAGCAGCCUGGAUCCUGGCAGGUCUCCUGCUAGCUAUUGUCAUCUUCCUCGUCGUGGCAUUACUCAUCAACAAGAAAAAGAAGUGGGUGCAGAUGUCCUGCUACAGCGCACCAAAGAAGACUGUGAUGCUAAAGAAGCACGUAAACAAGAACUCAGUGGUCUACAUGGAGCCCUCCAAGGAGAACAAAUUUCAGAAUGUGAAGAAUGACUGCGGCAUCAUCCAUUUCUCUCCAGAAAUGAACUCCACCUGCGCAGACAAGAUGACCAUCCCAAGGGCCAAGCUGAGCAUGGGAAACGACUGGACAAAGCGCUAACACACACACACA
Molecule: messenger RNA, 3292 nt
Organism: Etheostoma spectabile (orangethroat darter)
Lineage: Eukaryota; Metazoa; Chordata; Actinopteri; Perciformes; Percidae
Product: cysteine rich transmembrane BMP regulator 1 (chordin-like)
Exons: 15
Coding region: 461-3280 (939 amino acids)
Cellular component (GO): extracellular region; plasma membrane
Molecular function (GO): protein binding; serine-type endopeptidase inhibitor activity
Source: RefSeq, a predicted model, not a curated record